GUAUGAGGGAAACAUUUUGCGACAUUCUAGCCCUCGUUACGAUUACAUUUUGCGACAGCGACUGUUUUUAGGGCACACGUGAGCUUGCGUUGAAGUGUGGUCUCUACCAUGGCGAGAGUCUCCAGAAAAAACGGCAUUAAAAAGACGUUAAAGGGGAAAUGCAGCGUUCCUCUCGUCGGCUUGGGGGAUCAACAGCUGCUGUAUGAGGAGGAGGAGGACAGUAUAGAUAGAGGUGAGGAAGACAUCAUCAGCAGUGAGGAGGAUGAGGUCGACCAUGAGCGAAAACGCCAGAAACUGCUGGAGGGGAUCAGCACUCUGGGUGGGAAAAGGAAGAGGGCGCAGGGAGAGAGGUCAGAGGCCGCGGUGCACAUGUCCGAGUUCACGGUGAACACUGACGGUGGGCCCGGUAAGGUGAAACUAUCGGAUCUGAUCGGGAUCUUUGAGAAGAAUCCUGCUGUCCCCGCUAAAAGCAGACGGCAACUAAAGAAUCUGCGGCGCGUUAAGAAAUCCAUGAAUUCUCCUCUUAGCAAAGAGGAGACCGAGAAGAUCCAGAGGGAUAUGGCUUUCCAGAAGGCUGCUUCAGAGGUGAGCCGCUGGGACAGCAUUAUCACUCAGAACCAGAGAGCCAAACAGCUGCUCUUCCCUCUCAGCCAGGAGCCGGCCGGCCCCAGGCCCGUAGAGAGACUGGUGGCGGGUUGGAAUGUUCAGACUCCACUGGAGCAGGAAAUCUUUGCCCUAUUGUCUGCUAACAAGCAGCCCUUUACCGACCCGAUCCUGACCCCUGCCGAAGAGGCUUCAGUAAGGGCCAUGAGCCUGGAAGAAGCGAAAAUCCGCCGUGCAGAACUGCAAAAAGCUCGGGCCCUCCAGUCAUAUUAUGAGGCUAAGGCUCGGAGAGACAGAAAAAUCAAAAGCAAGAAGUAUCAUAAAGUACAGACCAAGGCCAAGCGGAAAGAGUUUCUGAAGCACUUUGAACAGAUGGUAAAAACGGACCCAGCAGCAGCCCUGCAGGAGCUAAAUAAGAUGGAGCUUGCCAGGAUGCAGGAGAGGAUGUCUUUAAAACACCAGAACAGCAGCAAAUGGGCCAAAUCAAAGGCGAUAAUGGCCAAAUAUGAUGAAGAGGCUCGCAAAGCCAUGCAGCAACAGCUGGAGAUGAACAGACAGCUCACUCAAAAGCUGGUGACGCCACUGAAUGAUGAUUAUGAGCAGGACGAGGGGGAUGCAGGUGAGACUGAUUUGCUUCCUGACUUUGUUAAUGAUGCAGUGGAUGGGCGAGAUGCAUCAAAUCCUUGGAUGAAAGGCAAGCUAACUGAAGAGCCAACACAGAAGCAACUGAACGACACGACUGAGGCAGCACAGGUAGUGUCAACCGUGGCUGCUGAGGAAGAGGAGUUGGAGGCUGAGGAAACAGAAGAGGAGGCCCUCCUCAGAGAGUUUGACAACAAUCGAAAACUCCAUCAAGCUCAGGAGUCUGACAUUGCAGGAGGUGUUUUUCUGGAGGAGAUGACCGAGGACAGAGCUGCAGCAGAGGAUUCAGAGGUUUCUGACUGUCUUUCAGAGUUCACAAUCAUCUCCAGAGGAAGAGAAAAAAGCUUUAAAGACACAGAAGUAUUCAACUGUGCUGACUUCACUGACGGGUCAGCUCAGCUUGAGGAGAGGCUGGUGAGGAUCAGGACUGUGGAGGACUUGGAGCUUCUCCAUCAUGACCCAUCAGCUGAGCCCAGGCAUCCUCCCACCGCCAAAGACCCGCCGUCUGAGGAGAAACACAUGGGCAAAAGUAAAAAGAAGAAGAAAGGUAUAGAGCUGAAAGAGGUUCUCACAAAAGAGACAAAUGUUAUCAAAGUUCCACUCACUCCAACUGCCACAGACUCUGAUGAUCCAGAAUCUAAGCUGGACCAAAGGGAAUUGAUUAAGGAAGCUUUUGCCGGAGACGAUGUCAUCUCAUCCUUUCUUAAAGAUAAAAGGAGGCAUGAGGAUGAAGGAAAACCAAAGGUGGUAGACCUGACACUGCCCGGCUGGGGGGAGUGGGGAGGCGUGGGUUUAAAGCCACCUAAAAGAAAGCGCAAACGGUUCAGAGUUAAGAGUGCUCCUCCUCCACCUAGGAAAGACCAGCAUCUUCCCAGUGUCAUCAUCUCUGAGAAGAGGAACACCUCCCUCAGCCUCCACCAGGUUCAUUCCCUACCCUUCCCUUUUGAGGACCAUGGACAGUUUGAGAGCUGUAUCCGCUCACCACUGGGCCGCACCUGGAAUACAGAGCGAACUGUAAAAAAUGUCACCAAACCCAGAGUGGUCACCCAGCUGGGGGCCAUCAUUAGUCCCAUGGCUGAGGAGGAACUGCUGAAAAACAAGAGGGCAGUUGCUAGAGAAGGUAGUUAAGUGAAUUUCAUGUAGAGCAGAUAUUGACAGCAAUAAUCACUAAAAUGAUUUUGAUCAAUGAACAGUGGUCAUCAGGUGCAUUUAGGUUGUGUACCGUAUGACUAAGAACCCCUGCCCUUUAAAAUGAGAGAAUGGACAUAUUUGAAAUGUGAUUCUAACUGAAAUGUAAGAUUUUCAAAUUAUGUUAAUUGAGUAAUAAGAGAUUAAAUGUCAUUUCAACAAUUUCAUAUGGCUGUGUCCGUAAACAGUGAACUGCUCAGAUGUAUCGGCUAUAGAAUAAAACUGAAAACUUUUUCUCACAGAUCAUCAAGUUGGUGAGUGCUGCACCACUUCUGUGAUUAUCUCCUCUGAUUUUGUGUUGAUAUCUUAAAGAUUUGAUUUGAUUACAGCAACAUCUAUGUAAUGCUCUACAAUCAUAUGUUGGGCUUUUGCUAAAUGCAUGCAACAAACUAUAUGUAGUGUAAAUGGAAUUGAAAAUUUGAUGAGGCCAGAUCCUUGUUGUCAAGCUGCAUUAAAAAAAAUAAAUGGUCAACAUUUUA
Messenger RNA from Girardinichthys multiradiatus, 2912 nucleotides. RefSeq lists its product as uncharacterized. The transcript has a single exon. Lineage: Eukaryota; Metazoa; Chordata; Actinopteri; Cyprinodontiformes; Goodeidae. The record is from RefSeq and is a predicted model, not a curated record. Gene Ontology annotation, cellular component: nucleolus; small-subunit processome. Gene Ontology annotation, biological process: rRNA processing. The coding region runs from base 109 to 2373 and encodes 754 amino acids.